AUGAAGAAAGAAGAGAAUAGUAAGGACGAUGCUCUGAAGGACGGCCGUGCAGAGGGCCAUGCUGUUGGGCGCGUCAAGAAGAGGAAGGCAGCCGAAGAAAUACCGCCGUCUGAUGACCGCGAGCGCAAACACACCGAGCAGCGUCGCCGUCGCCGCAAGAGACGUGAGAAUAAACUGGUCGCCGCGCCGCAGGAGGGCCCUGCUGGGGUCCACGUUAUUGGGCGCUUCAAAGUAAAUAAGGUCGAAGAAGAUAAUCCGCAGUUUAAGGAUCAAGACAUCGACCAGACCACACAGACAGAGAUUUUCCUCAAGGAACGAGAUAUAAUACUGGUCGAUGCGCCGCAGGAGGGCCCUAGUGAGGUGGAUGUUCUCAAGAUGGAUCAAGAGGAGGAGAGAGUAGCUGAUUGUCUCGUGGAGGCUGUCAAGAUCGACCAAGCCUGUCAAGAUUUAGAGGAGGAGUCAGCUGAGAGUCUCACGGGUGCUGCCAAGAUGGGCGAAGCAUGUGGAGAGAUUAAGGAAGGGGCAGAUCAUGGUCUCAUGGAUGUUGCUGAGACUGACCCAGUAUGUGGAGAUGAGGUGGAAGGGGCAGCUGAGAGUCUAAUGUGUCCUACCAGGAUGGAACAAGCCCAUCAAUAUUUAGAGAAGGAGGCAGCUGAGAGUCUCACGGGUGCUGCCAAGAUGGGCGAAGCAUGUGGAGAGAUUAAGGAAGGGGCAGAUCAUGGUCUCAUGGAUGUUGCUGAGACUGAACAAGUAUGUGGAGAUGAGGUGGAAGGGGCAGCUCAGAGUCUAGUGAGUGCUGCCAAGGUGGAACAAGCCCAUCAAGAUAUAGAGGAGGAGGCAGCUGAGAGUGUCAUGGGUGCUGCCAAGAUGGGCGAAGCACGUGAAGAGAUUAAGGAAGGGGCAGAUCAUGGUCUCAUUGAUGUUGCUGAGACUGACCCAGUAUGUGGAGAUGAGUUGGAAGGGGCAGCUGAGAGUCUAGUGAGUGCUGCCAAGGUGGAACAAGCCCAUCAAGAUAUAGAGGAGGAGACAGCUGAGAGUGUCAUGGGUGCUGCCAAGAUGGGCGAAGCAUGUGAAGAGAUUAAGGAAGGGGCAGAUCAUGGUCUCAUGGAUGUUGCUGAGACUGACCAAGUAUGUGGAGAUGAGGUGGAAGGGGCAGCUGAGAGUCUAGUGAGUGCUGCCAAGGUGGAACAAGCCCAUCAAGAUAUAGAGGAGGAGGCAGCUGAGAGUGUCAUGGGUGCUGCCAAGAUGGGCGAAGCACGUGAAGAGAUUAAGGAAGGGGCAGAUCAUGGUCUCAGGGAUGUUGCUGAGACUGACCCAGUAUGUGGAGAUGAGUUGGAAGGGGCAGCUGUGAGUCUAGUGAGGCCUGCAAAGAUGGAACAAGCCCAUCAAGAUAUAGAGGAGGAGGCAGCUGAGAGUGUCAUGGGUGCUGCCAAGAUGGGCGAAGCACGUGAAGAGAUUAAGGAAGGGGCAGAUCAUGGUUUCAUUGAUGUUGCUGAGACUGACACAGUAUGUGGAGGUGAGUUGGAAGGGGCAGCUGAGAGUCUAGUGAGUGCUGCAAAGAUGGAACAAGACCAUCAAGAUAUAGAGGAGGAGGCAGCUGAGAGUGCCAUGGGUGCUGCCAAGAUGGGCAAAGCACGUGAAGAGAUUAAGGAAGGCGCAGAUGAGAGUCUUGUGGAUGCUUCUGAGAUUGACAAAGCAGGUGUUGAUGAGGAGGAAGGGACAGCUGAGAUUCUAGUGAAUCCUGCGAAGAUGGAAAAAGCUCCCCAAGACUUAGAGGGGGAGGCAGCUGAGAGUCUCAUGGGUGCUGCUGAGAUUGAUGAAGACUGUGCAGAUGAGGAGGAGGGGUCAGCCGAGACUCUCGUGAAUGUUGCAAAGACGGAACAAGCCCCUAGAGAUCUAGAGGAGGGCGCAGCCGAGAGUGUCAAUGGUGAUGCCAAGAUGAAGGAAGUCAGUGUAGAGGUGGUGGAGGGGGUUGCUAUGAAGACUUUGCUCGGUCAGACAUCACUGAGAGAGACGAAUUUCAAACAACUGAAGAAGGCAAAUGAGCUCAAGAGGAGCCCACCUACAAAUGCUGCUCCUCAGUGA
Messenger RNA from Schistocerca cancellata (South American locust), 2085 nucleotides. RefSeq lists its product as uncharacterized. Bases 1 to 2085 code for a protein of 694 amino acids. NCBI's taxonomy places the organism in Eukaryota, Metazoa, Arthropoda, Insecta, Orthoptera, Acrididae. The record is from RefSeq and is a predicted model, not a curated record. The transcript is spliced from 5 exons.